AUGGCUAUCUGGCUCUCAAGAUCAAGAAAAAUUGCUCAUUUUCUAAACCCAAAAAUUGCUUAUUUUCUACAGCCGGAAGAUUUUUCCUACAAAAUUCAUGUAAACUAUGUAAAUUCUUCUUCUUUCAGAACUUUGUCUGGUGAAAAUUUCAGAAGCCCACAUGCAUUCCUUGAUAAUUCCGCCACCGUGUCGGCUCUGCAACGCCGCUGCAGGCGGCCGGAAUCCACCAGAGCCGGCGAACAAGUGGAAACACGCUACAGUGAUGAUGAUUAUGAAGAUGAAAACCAGGCCAUGGAUUUUCCUGGUGGACGAGUCUCUUUCACUCAUGAGAUGAAAUUCAUAUCAGAGGCAGCAGAUAAGAGAAUACCAUGUUACCGUGUCCUCAGUGAUGAUGGCUAUCUAAUUGCUGGCAGCAGAUUUGAGCAGGUGGACAAAGAAACAGCAGUAAAGAUGUACAAAAGCAUGGUUACACUUCAGAUAAUGGAUAACAUCUUUUACGAAGCUCAAAGGCAGGGGAGAAUAUCCUUCUAUCUCACCUCGACGGGGGAAGAGGCUAUUAACAUUGCGGCAGCAGCUGCUCUCACUUCAGACGAUGUUAUAUUACCUCAGUACCGGGAGCCUGGAAUUCUAUUAUGGCGUGGUUUCACCCUGCAAGAAUUCGCCAACCAGUGUUUCGGCAACAAUGCUGAUUAUGGGAAAGGCAAGCAAAUGCCGAUACAUUACGGCUCUAACAAGCACAAUUUCUUCACCAUUUCGUCUCCUAUUGCUACACAGCUACCUCAGGCUGCAGGUGUCGCUUACUCCCUAAAGAUGGAUAAAAAGGAGGCCUGUGUUGUAGCUUUCACGGGAGAUGGCGGAACCAAACAAUUUCGAAGCGAUGGUGUAGUCGUAAAGGGCCAAGCAUAUGGAAUUCGUAGUAUAAGGGUGGAUGGAAAUGAUGCACUUGCUGUUUAUAGUACUAUUCGCGCAGCUCGGGAAAUGGUCAUACAUGAGCAGAAGCCCGUAUUGGUCGAGGCCCUCAGUUAUCGAGUAGGACACCACUCUACUUCCGAUGAUUCCACCAAAUACCGGCCAGUAGAUGAGAUCGAACACUGGAAAACAGCGAGGAGCCCCUUGGCUAGAUUUCGAAAGUGGGUUCACAAAAACGGUUGGUGGACAGAUGAUGAGGAAUCCGAGCUUCGUGGAAGCAUCAGGAAGCAGCUACUGAACGCAAUUCAAGUGGCAGAGAAGACGGAGAAACCCCAGCUUGCAGAAAUGUUUUCAGAUGUCUACGAUAAUCUUCCAUCGAAUCUUCACGAGCAAGAGAAAUCUCUUAGAGAAACCAUUAAACGACACAGGCAAGAUUACCCUACUGAUGUGCCUCUAUAA
Molecule: messenger RNA, 1368 nt
Organism: Fraxinus pennsylvanica
Lineage: Eukaryota; Viridiplantae; Streptophyta; Magnoliopsida; Lamiales; Oleaceae
Source: the annotation of a GenBank genome assembly